Messenger RNA from Paramecium sonneborni, 1253 nucleotides. Lineage: Eukaryota; Ciliophora; Oligohymenophorea; Peniculida; Parameciidae. The record is from the annotation of a GenBank genome assembly.
AUGUUUCAGUCACUGUUAAAUUUAAAGUAUAUAUUCAUACAUUUUAUGAUAGAUAUUCCUGGUAGCAAAGUAGUAAAGAUGAUAUUAAUAACAAAGAAUUAGUGGAUGCUACUAUAAGCAUUUUAGGAUUUAGUCUAAAAAAUCUUCCAUUUGAUGUAAUUAUAUUUUUGAUCAAUUAGAAGAAAAAAGAACUUAUUUAAUAAGUAUAUAGUAGAACAAUUUGGUUUACUUAUCGCAAGAAUUUUCCUUAAAUCUUAAGUAUUAAAGUCCAUUUAUUUUUAGAUAGUUAAUAAACAUCAGAUGUAGGUUGGGGUUGUAUGUUAAGGUCAGGUUAAAUGAUAUGGGCUUAGAUAUUGAGAGUUCAUAUUAGAUAAAAGAAAUAGCAAAGCAAAGAUUAUUAAUAUAAAUUACUUUGUGCUUUUUCAGAUGAUGAUGAUGAUGAAUAUAAAAAAUUGUUUACAAAUGAUUUAAAAUUAUGUUUGAGUCCAUACUCAAUACAAAAGAUAGAAGCUAUCUCACAAAUUAAAUUUUCUGCAAAACCUUGUUAAUGGUAUAGACCGGAUUAGAUUUUGAAUGCGUUAUCAUUAUUGCAUUAAUAAAAACCAUUAUAAGGAAGUGAAGAUUUAGAAACAUCUAUCUCUGAUAACUUAUUUUAUGAUAGAUUAUUUUGUGAUAUGUAUGGACUAAAAAUGGAUUGUGAACACAUAAUAAAUGAAAUCAAAAAAGACAAGACUAAAGAAAUAUCUAAAAUAUGUAACAUUUGCAAAAAAAAACAACCAAAAUCAUUAGCCAUAUUUUUUUUAACAAGAAUAGGACUUGAAGAAAUAAAUAAGGAUUAUAUCCCAUUUCUAAAUGACUUAAUAGAUUUACCAUGGUUUUAAGGAAUUAUAGGUGGAAAAGAAGAUAAAGCAUAUUACAUCCUUGGAAGAGUUAAUAAAAAAUUAAUAUAUUUGGAUCCUCAUUAUAUUUAAGAACAUACCAGUAGAGGUAAUGUUGUGAUGUUGAAAGAUUCCUUCUUUUGUAAAGAUGUAAAAUAUUUAAAUGAAGAAUAAAUGAGUCCAUCACUAGCUUUAGGAUUUUAUUGUUAAAAUUAAAUGGAAUUAGAUAAUUUCUUUAAUUCUGUAGAAUAAAUUAAAAAGAAUUAUAAUACCGAUAAAACAUUUGGUUACAUAGAUAGAAUCACUCCAAAUACUUUCAUUAUUGGAAUAGAUGAAAAUGAUUAUCUUAUAAUUAAAAAUGAAAUUUAUGAAUGA